Messenger RNA from Ogataea haglerorum, 1326 nucleotides. RefSeq lists its product as uncharacterized. Gene Ontology annotation, cellular component: membrane; endoplasmic reticulum. Gene Ontology annotation, biological process: transmembrane transport. Lineage: Eukaryota; Fungi; Ascomycota; Pichiomycetes; Pichiales; Pichiaceae. Bases 1 to 1326 code for a protein of 441 amino acids. The transcript is spliced from 2 exons. The record is from RefSeq and is a predicted model, not a curated record.
AUGUUGGCAACGUUUAAGGGUUUUCAAGGCCGUGCUGUUACCGAGGUUGUUAUCAUCUGUCUAGCGGGCUUUUGGGCUGCAAAGACCGGCCUUCUAAACAAUGAAGCCACAAAAAUCAUCUCUAGACUCAAUGUGGACCUCUUCACGCCAGCCCUUAUCUUUUCGAAAUUGGCCUCCUCUCUGUCGUUCCAGAAAGUUUUGGAGGUGAUCGUCAUUCCCAUAUUCUACGCACUCAUCACAGGAAUCUCAUACGUGGCCGCCCUCUGGGUGUCCUCCCUUCUUGGGCUGUCCGAGCCAGAGGCCAAUUUUGUGACGGCUAUGGCUGUCUUUGGCAAUUCCAACUCUCUGCCCGUGUCUCUGACUUUAGCGCUUGCAUACACGUUGCCGGGUCUGGAGUGGGACGAGAUCGAGAACGACACGCCGGACCAGAUCGCCUCGAGGGGUCUGAUUUAUUUGCUCAUUUUCCAGCAGCUGGGACAAGUGCUCAGAUGGUCUUGGGGUUACAACACGUUGUUGAAACGACGUUCUCCCUCCGUGGGGAUUGCUCUUGACGAUGAUCCUGAGAGCCAAUCUCUAGAGACUCACAGGCCGUCCAGCUACGGAUCUGCCGACGAGCAGUCAGACGAAGAACGGAGAUUGCUCAGCCACCCGCCUCCAAAUCCCGAUAGGUGGAGCGAAGGCUCUUCGAUAACUUCUCACGAGAGCGUUUCGAAAAGCGCAAAUAUCGACAUUGAGACCGAGAACCAGCCGGCAGAGGACGAAAGGCCGUUGCCCCUUAGGAUCUGGAGCAAAUUCCUGUCGGCAAUGAAUCCACCUUUGUGGUCCAUGUUGAUUGCCAUCAUUGUCGCCAGUGUGCCUAAGCUCAGAUACGAGUUCUACGAAAAACAGGGAUUUAUCCAAAACACACUGGCUUUGGCAAUAAAACAGCUUGGAUCGGUCUCGAUUCCACUGAUCCUAGUGGUAUUGGGAGCAAAUUUAGCUCCGUCCCAGGAUAUUCCUCCGGCGAGCCCCCACUACUCCAAAAUCGUCUUCGGGUCGCUUGUAUCGAGGAUGGUGCUUCCGUCCAUUGUGCUUCUUCCUGUCAUUACACUAUGCGCCAAGUAUGUGGGACUGAGCAUUCUUGACGAUCCGAUUUUUUUGGUCACUUCAUUCUUGCUUAUCACAUCUCCUCCAGCUAUCCAGCUGUCGCAGAUUUGCCAGCUGAACGAGGUGUUCCAGAAGGAGAUGGUGGGUGUGCUAUUCUACGGGUACGCGGUCCUGACUUUGCCGGUCACGAUAGUGAUUGUGGUUUCCGCUUUGGAGUGUUUGAAAUGGGCCAAGAUGUAA